This is a messenger RNA of Daphnia pulicaria, 2466 nucleotides long. RefSeq names its product serine proteinase stubble-like. The transcript has 9 exons. NCBI's taxonomy places the organism in Eukaryota, Metazoa, Arthropoda, Branchiopoda, Diplostraca, Daphniidae. Bases 798 to 2387 code for a protein of 529 amino acids. Gene Ontology annotation, biological process: proteolysis. The record is from RefSeq and is a predicted model, not a curated record. Gene Ontology annotation, molecular function: serine-type endopeptidase activity.
UCGCCCAUCCAUUCGGGGGUCCGUCCUGUUGGUUGGCGUACGCGCCCCUUAAACUAUCUCGUCGACGAGUACCGCUCUGCCGACACUCAGUCCACGUUGAGCCGUGGGGCACUUCACAACUCCCCACAACCGCUCCUCUCUUCUCGUUUCCUUCCUCUCGACAACAAUAUCACUCGCUUUGAUUUAUUUUCUUCGAGGUGGGUGAGACGACGCUUCUUCGUGGUUCGUCGCUGCUGUGUGGACAGAAAACUAGAGUCAGGAAACGGACGGAAAACCUCAAAUCCUAAUUUGUUCCUCCCUUUUUCCUUGUGUGUAAAUAAUCCAGUCGAUCGUCCGGCAAGGGUUGAUCCGCGGUGCGUGCGUUCCAGUCACCCCCAUUUGUUUUGUAAACAAAAGGAAACACACAACAACAACAAAAAAACAGUCCCGAACAAUCAGUCGUGAGAUUUCAAUGUGCGAUCCCCACUUUCUUUCCGUCGCUGAUUUGGAAAUGGCAACAGGAAAUUGAAUCGAAAAACAACAAAAACACAACAACCAUGUGCCCAGACACGCUACCGUCCAUGUUAUAUUAAGUUUCUUUUCUUUUCCCUCCGUACCAACGACCAAUCCUCUUCUCUUUCUUCCACUUCCGCCUGCAAUAAAAUCAUCACCCGAAUUGUAACGACGACCGGAAAGGACUUCUUCCAUUUAGCCACCACCAAGUUGUCGACAUCCAAGACGGAUUCAAUCACCCCAAAAUCAGGAAGUUCACAUCACGUCGACUUCGUCGUCGUCGUGCAGCCUGUUCCGGGACGUCCAUGAUGAUGACCCGGCUACUGGCCUCAUUCCAUGGGUUGUCAUUCCUUUUCAUCUUUGUCAUUUUCACUUCAGUCGAGAGCACAGAUGGACAGUGCGAAAGUUGCACGUUGACGGUGAUGUGUUGGAUGAACGGCGGGAUCAGAGAGGGAGGAUGUCCAGGUCCGUCGUGGUUGGUGACGUGCUGCGUCCCUCAGGUGACACGCAACAGCGAAGACGACACCAUCAUCCAGUCGGACCUUCGGGGACCGCCCCUCACCGCUGGACUCCGAUCCGCACCAGGAGGCGCUCCCUUCAUCCUGGCCAACACGUUAGGAGAGUCGAUCGCCAACCUUCAGGGCCGCGAUGAUUUCCGUGGAGGUGGAGGAUCAUCCAGUCCACCGUUUAUCUCGCAUGCUCGGUUCUAUAUGCCGCCUAACCACCCGAGUCUGUUCCUUCGCUUUGAACCUCGCUUGAGAGAACCUCCUAUCCUGCCUCCUGCGAUGCCAGCGUUCGAGAAUGUCAUCACUACCACGACAGGGAUGUCAACGUCACCAUCGCAAAAUCACUAUUUCAUCAAGAACAACAACAACAACAACAACAAGGCUCCGGGAAGUUCGUUCUCGUCGUCAGCCGUGCCAUACAACCAGUUGCAGCCACCUCUCCCACCGCUGCCCCCGUCACCGCCGCAACAACAACCACAACAUCAUGUGAUGACACAGCAGCAGCUCUACCAGCACAAGAAUUUCCAAAUGCAACAGCAGAUGUUCCCGCAACAGCCGCACGGCUACAUCGGCCUGAAUAGUCUCAACAGUCUGUCAGGGCCACGGCCCGUCUGUGGCGUCCAGCCGCUCAAGUCCAGCAAGCUUCAGAAACGGAUCAUCGGCGGGGAUCAGGCCGCCUUCGGAGAGUUCCCGUGGCAGGCUCACAUCCGCAUCGCUGGAUUCCAGUGCGGAGGAGUCUUACUCAAUCACCAGUACAUCGCCACGGCUGCCCACUGCGUUCACAGGGCCAAACUAUCGCAAAUCAUCAUCUACCUGGGAGAGUACGAUACAAAGGACUUGGACAAGGCAGAAAUUCUACCCAAAGAGACACUUGGCGUCAUCGAGAGAAAGAUUCAUCCGCAAUUCAAAUAUAUGCUGACUCAACCCGACCGCUACGACGUGGCCGUUCUCAAGUUGAGCCGCUCGGUCGGCUUUCGCGACAACAUCCUACCCAUCUGCCUACCACCGCAGGGCAAAGAUUACGAAGGAGCCCUCGGCGUUGUGGCUGGAUGGGGAAAAACGGAUACAUCGUUCGGAAAAACGGGGACCAACUUGCUUCAAAAAGUCUACGUACCGAUCAUCAACAAUCGAGUUUGCUACGCCUGGCACGAACUCAAAGACAUCAUUUUAGAACUGCACGAUGAAAUGUUCUGCGCCGGACACGAACAGGGCAAAAUGGAUGCAUGUCUCGGCGAUUCUGGAGGACCAUUGGUGGUGAACGAUGGAGGCAGAUGGACAUUGGUCGGAAUCACUUCGGCCGGGUUCGGUUGCGCAGUAGACCAUCAGCCGGGAAUUUACCACAAAGUCAGUAAGACGGUACCUUGGAUCUUGGCGAAUAUCAACGAUUAAAUUAAAGAGGAAAAAAUAAGUAAAAUAACGCGACGAUUAAUGACAAUACUUAAUUAAUAAUACAAACGAAGCGAAUUCA